CAAUGACAUUUUAAUUUUGCAGAGCAGAAAUCGCUAUGUUUCAUGUGUAUUUUAAUUUAUUUCCAUAAAUUUAUGUCUCCGGCAUUAUAUAUUAUUAAUAAAUAAAUUACCACGGAUGGCAAAUAUGUCGUCCAUUAAUAAGAUACUUAAUAGCAUAAUAAACAAUCAAACAAAAUUCUGUUGCUUGUGCCUAGAUGUUAUUAGCCCAGAAGAAGAAGCUAUUCAUAUUAAAGACGAAGUAGUGGUUAACGUAAAUGGAUCUGAGAACAUGCUGCAGAUCUCAGAGGUGUUGAAAUUUGUUUUGGGGGCUAAAACCUACCAAUAUGUAAAUACUUUUGACACAAUAUGUGACAAGUGUACAAGAAUGACUCUAAGUAGUUAUACAUUCAUACAGACAAGUGAACAAAAUGCAGAGUACAUGGCAAGAUGCAUAGAAGCCCUGACUAACAGCAUAGAACACACUACAGAUAAUGUCAACAGUAAAUCACUUUACCUCACAUUAAACAUGGAAGACUUCACAAGUAAGCAGUUGUAUGAUUGCGAACAAGUACCAAAGAACGCUAAAGAUGUAUUACAAAGGUUUCAAACAGUAGAAAAUGCAAGCAAGAUAAAAUUGACUAAGGAGUUAAAAAUGAAAAGAGAGUUCAAAAGUCGAAAAACAGAAUUUUUGAGUAUGCUAUUAGAUCCAAAUAAUCCUGAGUCGAUCAAGUGUAAGGAAUGUUUUAAUGUGUACCCCAAUUUGUGGGGCUUAAAGAGCCACUACAUUAGGGUGCAUGCACCUAAAAAGUUCAAGUGUCCGGAAUGUCCAUGUAGUUAUGGAUCAAAACCGUACUUAGAUGCGCAUAUAAAGGAGAGUCACUGUAGUAUUGUUUGUAGUGAAUGUGGAAAGACUUUCAAAAAUAGACAUACAUUAAAAAUGCAUGAAAAGGGCCACAAUUUGGCGAUUAUGUGUCCCGACUGUGGCAGGGUAUACAAGAACCAAACAACAUAUAAAAAGCAUAAAGAGAUGAAUGUUUGUGGACGGAAAACUAGAGCUAGCCCAUCUGACGCUAAGCUUACAUGCGAUUACUGUAAUAAAAAGUACACACAGAAAGUGUCAUUGCGAGUUCAUAUACAAUACGAGCAUGGGAAUUAUAAAGCUCAUAUAUGUGAGUGGUGCGGUAAAAAAUUUUGGGCUCAGAGUAGAUUAAAAGCGCACAUUGUCAAACAUACAAAGGAAAGAAAUUAUAGUUGCUCUAUUUGUGGUGGGAAGUUUGUCACUAAAGAGUCAUUGCUGUACCACACACGCACGCACACAGGCGAACGCCCAUACAAGUGUUCAGAGUGUAACUGCCGAUUCCUCUCUGCAUCCAGAAGAUCAGAGCAUAUAAAACGGCAUCAUCAAGGUGCAACUUUAGAAUGUGAUGUAUGCCAUAGCAAAUUCACUUCAGUAUCGUUUUUACAAAAGCAUAAAAAGACGCAUGAAAAUGAUGAAAAUAAAGUUACGGGAGGUGAAAAACCAAAAUCUGAUGAAAAUAAAAUUAGUAAUGCGAAAGUAACCCUAGGAAAGGAAAAAAAUGAAGCAAAUCAGUAUGAAUGUAAAAAUGAAUUUUAUGAUAACAGCACUCAAUCUGAUGAGGAUGGUAAAGUGUAUUUAGAAGUGUGUGAAGAAGGUGAGGAAUAUAUUUUAACAAUAGACACAGUUUAAUUCUUUUUAAAUUAGUUGUCCUAUCUCUUCUGUACAGUUAGUUCAUUGUACUAUAAUGCAAGUGUAUAAUAAAUUUAAAAUUUUCAUUUCAAUUUAAUGAAAGGUAUAGCUGCACACAAAAUAAGAAUAAACAAAUAUUAAUUUUACAUAUAAGAUUUGUAUACGUAUUUUUAAUAGUAUGUACCAAUAACUAUCCAUUUAAGAAAUAUAUUGGGGACUUCCUUUGUAUAUUUGAACUUUGAAAUAACAUUACUGUAGGUAAACCAAAGUUCAUGAAUUAUGUAUUUAACCUGAAUUGUACUGGCAGUAAAUAAACAGUAUAAUAUUUUA
Messenger RNA from Manduca sexta (tobacco hornworm), 2017 nucleotides. RefSeq names its product zinc finger protein 91. The transcript has 2 exons. Gene Ontology annotation, molecular function: RNA polymerase II transcription regulatory region sequence-specific DNA binding; DNA-binding transcription factor activity, RNA polymerase II-specific. Gene Ontology annotation, cellular component: nucleus. Gene Ontology annotation, biological process: regulation of transcription by RNA polymerase II. The record is from RefSeq and is a predicted model, not a curated record. The coding region runs from base 116 to 1687 and encodes 523 amino acids. Lineage: Eukaryota; Metazoa; Arthropoda; Insecta; Lepidoptera; Sphingidae.